ACGUGGUUCACUUUACGUCACAACCACUCUCCGGCCCCAUCCCGCUGCCGAUGUCUUAUAUAACCAACUAGACAACUGAGCUGAUCAGAACCCCAUACCGUGUCUCUGUUCUUCUUCUUCUUCUUCUUCCUCUCUUCCCUCAAUCAUCCAUGGAAAGCAGCAGAUCAGGGACUGCAGGAAGACCCAUCAAAUGCAAAGCUGCAAUCUGCAGGAAAGCAGGGCAACCUCUGUCCAUCGAAGAGAUUGAGGUCGAUCCUCCAAAGGCCUGGGAGGUUCGGAUCAAGAUCCUCUGCACUUCGCUCUGUCACUCUGAUCUCAGUUCUUGGAAGUUGGACGUAGAACCAUUUGCCAUUUUCCCCAGAAUAUUCGGGCACGAAGCUAUCGGAGUUGUGGAGAGCGUCGGGGAGAACGUCCACGAGGUGAAGGAGGGAGACACGGUGCUGCCGGUGUUCCAUCCCAACUGCGGCGACUGCCCAGACUGCAAGUCCUCGAAGGGCAACGGCUGCUCCGUCUUCGUGAAGCGGCCGGGGCUCGUCCAUAACAUGCCUCGGGACUGGACCAGCCGCUUCAGGGGAUCAGACGGCCAGGUGAUUUACCACUUCCUCAAGGUCUCCAGCUUCUCCGAAUACACGGUGGUGGACAUUGCCAACAUUGUGAAGAUCGACGGUUUGUUCCCCGUCGACCGGGCCUGCCUGCUCAGCUGCGGUGUGUGCACCGGAGUGGGAGCCGCGUGGAAGGUCGCGGGGGUGGAGGAAGGAUCCACAGUGGCCAUAUUUGGGCUUGGAUCCGUUGGGCUUGCGGUCGCAGAGGGGGCAAGAUUACGGGGAGCUUCCAAGAUUAUUGGAGUCGAUCUUAAUCCCGAGAAGUUCGAGCUAGGAAAGAAGUUUGGGGUCACAGACUUCAUCAACCCUUCCGGUUGCCGAGAUAGACCCCUCAGCGAGGUCAUCAAAGAAAUGACGGAUGGAGGUGCCGACUACUGCUUUGAGUGCAUUGGGGUGGCUUCCGUGAUGGCGGAUGCAUUCGCUAGCAGUCGAGAGGGAUAUGGCAAGACGAUCAUUUUGGGAGUUGAGAUGGCAGGGACCCCGUUGAGCCUCAAUUCUGUCGAGCUUCUCAGUGGCAAGACUGUAUCUGGCUGUAUAUUUGGGGGUUUAAAACCAAAAAUCGACAUUCCCGUCCUCGCUCAAAAAUAUUUGGAGAAGGAGCUGAAUUUGGAUGACUUCAUAACGCAUCAUCUGAGCUUCCAAGAGAUUAACAAAGCCUUCGAGUUGCUGCUUCAAGGAAAGAGCCUCCGUUGUAUCAUGUGGAUGGAUGAGUAGCUUCCGUUUCUCGAUAUCGAGUUUUGAAUGUAUGUAUCGAAAUUUCAUGAGUUUUCAGUAUAUGUUUAAUGUGGAAAUUGAGCUCUACGCUCUGCAAUAAUUGGAUUAAUAUAGGGCCAACCCAUUUUACCUUA
This is a messenger RNA of Punica granatum (pomegranate), 1450 nucleotides long. Lineage: Eukaryota; Viridiplantae; Streptophyta; Magnoliopsida; Myrtales; Lythraceae. The record is from RefSeq and is a predicted model, not a curated record.